UCCAACACAAACUAAAUCUUCAAACUUAAUCACUCUGCAAGUGCUGAAUACCUUCUUUUCCCUGUGGGGGUAGUAGGCAUGCAGCUGGUAGCCUGCUUAGCGGUGCUGGUGCUCUGUGUGGCAGAGGCUGUAGAGAAUUGUCCCGAUGUAUGUAAAUGCACCAAGCAAACCAGCCCUGAAAGGUCAGAGGUCAACUGCCACAAGAAGGGGAUGAGGAAGUUCCCCUCCAAACUGCCCCCGGAUUCCUGGAUUCUUAAAAUGGGCGAGAACAGAAUAGUAGACCUCCCGCCAAACGUUCUGAAACCCAUCCCCAAGAUCGAAAGCAUCAACUUGGAACGCAACGUCAUCAAAUCAAUACACCCCCAGGCCUUCUCUGGAGCCCGGAGGCUGAUGCUGCUCAACCUGUAUGGGAAUCAGAUCAACAAACUCCCCCUGAAGGGCUUCCAGGAUCUGCUCAACCUCCGCUUCCUCAUGCUGGGCCAGAACCAGAUUUCCAGUGUCAAACCAGACAUGUUCACUGGCAUGAGGAACCUCUCAGACCUGGACCUGCCUCUCAACUCUCUGACUGCCCUCCCUUCCAACGCCUUCAAGCCUCUGAUCGCCCUCAAGGUCCUGGACCUGGCCCUCAACCGCAUCCAGAGAAUCUCCACAAAGGGCUUUGUGGGCUUGACGGAGUUGCUGUUCCUCAACCUGGACAACAACAGCCUAAAGAGUAUCCCGGCUGGGGCCUUCAAGCCUCUGGCCUCCCUGGAGAUGCUGGUGCUGGAUAACAACCUGCUGUCCACGCUGACCUCAGCCACUCUGGAGGGCUUGUCCAACCUGCAGGAGCUCUACCUCAGGAACAAUGAGCUGGAGAGGCUGCCUCAGGACCUGUUCAGACACACACCCAAGCUUUCCCAGCUGGCCCUCAGUGGGAACAGGCUGAAGACUGUGGAUGGAAGCAUGUUCACCCAGCUGUCUGGCCUGAAGGAGGUGUAUCUCCACGACAACCCCUGGACGUGUGACUGCAACAUCAACAACCUGGUGCGCUGGAUGUCCCAGACCAAGGCCAACCUCUCCCCUUUGGAGUCCCUGAGGUGUGUUGCCCCAGCAGGUUACCGUGACAAAGCCCUCAAUAGCCUCAAAGACCAGAAUCUGCGCUGCCGGGCCUAGACUGAAGACACGCCAACCCUUACAACGUGCUGCCAAGACUGAAGCCAAACCAACCUUUACUCUACUCCAGCAUCCCGCAUUAGCCACGGUCCUGCUACAGAGUUACCUGUUAUACAACACCUACUACUCAGUUAUGGUCGAACGACAGCACAGUUACCCAUUUCUGUAUAACACCUAAACUCUUAGAAGAAAGGGUUCCAAAAGGGUUCUUUGUGAAGACAAUGGUUCUUUGUGAGGCAAAGGGUUCUACCUAGAACCUUUAAAAGCAUAAGAACUGUUUUUGGAAGAAAGGGUUCUUUGAUGAUUCUUUGGAAGGCAAGAAGAGUUAUACAUAGAAUCAUAUACUGUAUCAUAUAUCCCACCAUUCUCUAUUGCAGGGGGAUUUUCAGUAUUGUUUGUUUUAAUAUCUGUGUUUUUGCAUGUGCAUUGUUUGAUUGAUAUAUUUGAUGCUACACUUUUUUUGAAAUAAAUCCAAUCUGUCCGUAGU
Oncorhynchus kisutch (coho salmon) is the source of this 1639-nucleotide messenger RNA. RefSeq names its product leucine-rich repeat-containing protein 15-like. Bases 79 to 1152 code for a protein of 357 amino acids. The transcript is spliced from 3 exons. Lineage: Eukaryota; Metazoa; Chordata; Actinopteri; Salmoniformes; Salmonidae. The record is from RefSeq and is a predicted model, not a curated record. Gene Ontology annotation, biological process: axonogenesis; positive regulation of synapse assembly. Gene Ontology annotation, molecular function: protein binding.